UCAGUUUAUCUUUAAAAGUUUAUACAAACGAUUAAACUUUUAGAUUAACAUUAAACGGGACAGGGCAGGACGUAUUUGUGACUGGACACUAACUUGAAAUCAACAUCAUGGGAAAAUAUACACUACACUACUUCAAUUUAAAGGGGAGGGGGGAAAUCGUCCGUUUGAUGCUCGUUGCGGCUGGUGUAGAUUUCGAAGACCACAGAGUGGAGCGCGAGGAAUGGGCCAAACUCAAACCAACCAUGCCUGCUGGUCAGAUGCCCGUAUUGGAAAUCGAUGGUAAAAAGUUCUGUCAGAGUAUUGGUAUCGCCCGAUACCUUGCACGAGAAUAUGGUUUGGCAGGAAAGAGCAGUAUGGAUCAGUUGUUAAUUGACCAGGUCGUAGACACUGUUAGUGACCUAUUGACGGAAAUGAUCAAACCAGUGUUUGAACCAGAUGAGAAAAGAAAGGCUGAAAUGUUCAAGAAACUUAAGGAGGAGACCAUUCCCCGUAUGAUGGGGAUCCUGCAGAAUUUUCUGGAUGGCAAUGGUGGAAAGUAUUUCGUAGGAUCUCAGCUAAGCUUGGCUGACAUUUAUUUUAUGGAUGUGGUAUCUCGACUUUUUGAUAAACACGGGAAUGUGUUGGAAAAGUUCCCCUCGCUGGAUGCUAACUUAAAAAGCACACAGUCCCUCCCCAAGAUCGCGGAUUAUCUCGCCAAACGACCAAAAACAGAACUCUAAGGCAGCAAUAUAUGUAUGAUGUGACCCCCAUUAUCCAUGUGUAUUUCUUGUAAUAAAUGUAUUAUUUGAAAUUCAAA
Molecule: messenger RNA, 796 nt
Organism: Saccostrea echinata
Lineage: Eukaryota; Metazoa; Mollusca; Bivalvia; Ostreida; Ostreidae
Product: hematopoietic prostaglandin D synthase-like
Exons: 5
Coding region: 108-719 (203 amino acids)
Biological process (GO): glutathione metabolic process
Molecular function (GO): glutathione transferase activity
Source: RefSeq, a predicted model, not a curated record